AGACGUAGUCGUCCGGGUGGGAGGCGCCGUAACCAGGACAAGUAUUGUGAACACGCUACCUCUAUGUGACAUUUAUGAUUUUCCGUCCGCGCGGACCUUAUGUGAGAGAGUUAAUCAUAAGCAUCACAGGUCAUGGAUCUCAGUGUCAGCAAACUCGCACAGAGGUUGACUGUAGCGGGCCAGUCUCACCUUCUGCAGUUCUGGGAUGAGCUGAGCCCCGAGCAGCAAGCUGAACUGACCCUUGCCCUGCAAGGAAUGGACUUUCAAGAGAUCAAUGGCUUCUUCAAGAGCGCCAUGGAGACGUCCAGCAGCAGCAAACAGGAAAAGAUGGACGCCCGCAUGGAACCAGUGCCUCGAGAGGUGCUAGGGAGUGUGACGAGGGACAAGGAGAGUCUGAAAGACUGGGAGCAAACAGGUCUUCACCAAAUCUCUCAGAGCAAAGUGGCAGUUUUGCUGCUGGCUGGAGGCCAAGGAACCAGACUAGGAGUCUCUUACCCUAAAGGCAUGUAUGAUGUGGGGCUUCCGUCACACAAAACCCUCUUUCAGAUCCAGGCUGAACGCAUUCUGAAGCUACAACAGCUGGCUGAGCAGAAGCACAACGUCAAGUGCUGUAUUCCCUGGUACAUUAUGACCAGUGGGAGAACGAUGGAGUCGACAAAGGACUUCUUCUCACGGCAUAAAUACUUUGGCUUAGACAAGAACAACAUCGUCUUCUUUCAACAGGGCAUGCUUCCAGCCAUGGACUACAAUGGCAAGGUCAUCCUGGAGAACAAAGGAAAGCCCUCCAUGGCUCCUGAUGGGAAUGGUGGUCUUUACAGAGCUCUGGGGAACCAGGGCAUCAUUGACGAAAUGGAGCAGAGGGGGAUCCAGUUCAUCCAUGUGUACUGUGUGGAUAAUAUCCUGGUCAAAGUGGCUGACCCCGCCUUUGUUGGUUUCUGUGUGCAGAAGGGAGCGGACUGUGGAGCUAAGGUGGUGGAGAAAACCAAUCCUACAGAGGCAGUGGGUGUUGUCUGCAAAGUGGAUGGGCUUUACCAGGUGGUGGAGUACAGUGAAAUCACACUAGCGACGGCUGAGAAGCGCAGUGCUGAUGGUCGACUGAUGUUCAACGCAGGAAACGUGGCCAAUCACUUCUUCAGCUUUUCCUUCCUCAAAGACAUAGUAGAGAAGUACGAGCCACAGCUGCAGCACCAUGUGGCCCAGAAGAAGAUCCCAUUUGUGAAUGCGCAGGGUGAUUUAAUCAAACCAGACAAACCAAAUGGAAUUAAAAUGGAAAAAUUUGUCUUUGACAUCUUCCAGUUUUCCAAGACCUUUGUUGUUUUUGAAGUUUUGAGGGAGGAUGAGUUCUCCCCACUGAAGAAUGCUGACAGUCAGGAUGGAAAGGACACACCCACCACAGCCAAACAUGCCCUCCUGUCGCUCCAUCACCGCUGGGUGCUCAACGCUGGAGGCCACUUCAUCGACGAGAAUGGCACACGUGUCCCUGCCAUACCCAGAGACGGAGCAGCAGCCAGUGUCACAGAUGAUGGCAACAGAAACUUGAAGGACGGAACUGACCUGCCAAUCAAAUGUGAGAUCUCCCCUCUGGUGUCCUAUGGGGGAGAGGGCCUUGAAGAGCUGGUGAAAGGACGAGAGUUUCGUCCAACACUGAUGAUCGACGAGCUCGGAGUGCACGAGUUGGUGAAGAACGGAGUUUAGACAAAUUUGAAAGUGGGCAAGAGAGAGAGAAAAUCCAAAGACCAACCUUCCUUUGUGUCUUUUUUACGUUUGCAGGAGAACCUGUAAUAUCAUCUCUGUGAAAUAAUAAAUGUCGAUAUCAAGUGACAUGAAAACAUGUCAUCCGUAAAGGAAUGACUUGAGUAAAAUGAAGUGUAUUGUUUACAGCAUUGAGUUUUCUGUAUGUGUCAAUGUUAUUCUCUGUCCUACUUGUUUUGCGGAACACUUGAACACAGCAUGAAAUGAAGGAAAAAAAUCCCGUCAGCCAGACGGGAUGACGCAGUCGUCAGGGGCAUCUAUUUGUUUUGCUUAUAAGACUUAUUUUUUUAUGUUUACUUAAGGUGUAAAUUACCAUCUACUCAUUUAAUCUGAUAAUUUUUAUACAGUACUAGACUAACAUGAAAUUACAGUACAGCAAUUUUUUACUACCAUGUAAUCACGGUACAUGGUUAUGGGCUGGGGUAUUUAUAAUAUUUGCUUCUUCACUUGUGAUCACAAAAGAUGAAAUAGUCGGCUUUAAGAAUAUAGGGAUGCUUUCUAUCCUUUUUAUUAAAAACAUUUCCCACAACAUA
This is a messenger RNA of Solea senegalensis (Senegalese sole), 2285 nucleotides long. It is a transcript of the gene uap1, whose product is annotated as UDP-N-acetylglucosamine pyrophosphorylase 1. Gene Ontology annotation, molecular function: UDP-N-acetylglucosamine diphosphorylase activity. The record is from RefSeq and is a predicted model, not a curated record. The coding region runs from base 133 to 1695 and encodes 520 amino acids. The transcript has 11 exons. Gene Ontology annotation, biological process: UDP-N-acetylglucosamine biosynthetic process. Lineage: Eukaryota; Metazoa; Chordata; Actinopteri; Pleuronectiformes; Soleidae.